AACAGGACAGGCUGUGUCCUUUCAUCGUCGUCAGAGUUUCCUGAAGGAUUUUUUACACCGCAGGAGAGAAAGGAUGGAGGGAUCGUUAUCUAUUUCAUAAUUAUACUUUACAUGUUCUUGGCCGUGUCCAUUGUGUGCGAUGAUUACUUCCUGCCUUCUCUAGAGAUCAUCAGUGAAUGCCUUGGCCUCUCUCAGGAUGUUGCUGGAGCAACUUUUAUGGCUGCUGGAAGCUCUGCUCCCGAGCUCGUUACUGCUUUUCUAGGCGUCUUCAUGACAAAGGGAGAUAUUGGCGUCAGCACCAUCCUUGGAUCAGCAAUCUAUAAUCUUCUUGGUAUUUCUGCAGCCUGCGGGCUGUUUUCCAGUGUGGUUUCGAGGCUAUCCUGUUGGCCACUGCUUAGAGACUGUCUGGCAUAUACAAUCAGUGUAGCAGCUGUCCUUGCGAUGAUAUCUGACAACAGAAUUUAUUGGUAUGAAAGUGCAACCUUAUUAUUAGUAUAUGGGUGCUAUAUUCUGGUGCUCUGUUUUGACAUUAAAAUCAACCAGUACCUCAUGAAAAAGUUCAGUCCCUGCUGUACAUGUUUCACAAAAGCUUUGGAAGAGAGUGCUGAGCAGCAGCCACUAGUUGGAUGGAGAGAAGAGAGUGGACCUUUAAUUUGUCAACAGUCAAGAACAGAUAGUGGAAUUUUUCAAGAUGAGCUGGACUACUCUCAACUUUCAACAAGCUUGCAUGGGCUGGAUGAAAUCUCUGAAGAUCACCCAAGUGUCUUCACUAUGCCUGAAGCAGAUAUGAAGAGAAUUUUGUGGGUGUUAUCCCUUCCUAUUAUUACACUACUCUAUUUGACUAUACCAGAUUGCAGAAAACCGUUUUGGAGGAACUGGUUCAUGGUGACAUUUUUAGUUUCAGCAGCGUGGAUUUCUGCAAUAACUUAUGUUCUUGUAUGGAUGGUAACAAUAGCAGGUGAAACACUGGGAAUUCCAGAGUCAAUAAUGGGUCUGACAUUACUAGCAGCAGGAACAAGUUUACCAGAUACAGUUGCAAGUGUGCUGGUGGCUCGUAAAGGAAAUGGAGAUAUGGCGAUGUCUAACAUUGUAGGAUCCAACGUAUUUGAUAUGCUCUGCUUGGGAAUACCCUGGUUUAUAAAAACAGCCUUCAUAAAUACAUCAGGACCCAUAGAAGUGAACAGCAAUGGUUUGACAUACACAGCCAUUUCUCUCAUCUGUUCUGUGGUUUUUAUUUUUCUGGCAGUUCACUUGAAUGGCUGGAAAAUAGAUAAAAAAUUUGGAGUAAUUUCUCUUGUACUGUACUUAGUAUGUACUACAGUAUCAAUUUUAUAUGAACUUGGCAUCAUAGGGAACAAUCCUACAAGGGUCUGUGGUAACUAGUUUUAAUCAGUGAUUAUGCUGAUGAAAAGAAUAAAAGCAGGAGAGAAAGGUCUGUUUCUUCAUUUAGUCAAAAUAAAAAAAAUAAACUCAGAACUCCCAUUGGGCUCUAACUCUUAUUUACAGAACUAAGUCAUGUCAUUAAAGUAAUAUUAAUUAGAAGAAAAACAUCACAGCCUCAUUGGAGCCCUUUCUUUUAGAGUCAAGAAUUACAGUAUGACUACAACGCACAUAUAAAACUGAAAUUCUGAAAAAAAGACAUCUAACUUUUACAAUACAAUGUUGAUACACUGAGGAGGGAAACAAACAAAAAAAAAAAAACAAAACACAAAGCUGAAACACUAAACAAAUCCCAC
Messenger RNA from Merops nubicus (carmine bee-eater), 1736 nucleotides. RefSeq names its product solute carrier family 24 (sodium/potassium/calcium exchanger), member 5 (gene SLC24A5). Gene Ontology annotation, molecular function: calcium channel activity; calcium, potassium:sodium antiporter activity. The coding region runs from base 112 to 1383 and encodes 423 amino acids. The transcript has 8 exons. The record is from RefSeq and is a predicted model, not a curated record. Lineage: Eukaryota; Metazoa; Chordata; Aves; Coraciiformes; Meropidae. Gene Ontology annotation, cellular component: membrane. Gene Ontology annotation, biological process: calcium ion transmembrane transport; melanocyte differentiation; intracellular calcium ion homeostasis.